This is a messenger RNA of Xyrichtys novacula (pearly razorfish), 33288 nucleotides long. NCBI's taxonomy places the organism in Eukaryota, Metazoa, Chordata, Actinopteri, Labriformes, Labridae. The record is from the annotation of a GenBank genome assembly.
AUGGGGGCAGAUAAGGCGGGCCGCUGGAUGCAUCUGUAUGCCAGGCCUAUUGUACUGCAGAGGAGCAGGGAUGAGAGGGGGAAGAGAGCGAGGGAGAGGAUAGGCGAGAGGAGGGAGAGGGGGUGAGUUUGCUUGAAUCUCUGAGGGCUGGCUAACCCCCUGCUCCUUUUCCUGAAAUGGAGAUGUUAUUACAUUAGCAGCUAAAAGGGUUUAUUCACAGUUAGUGCAGUUUAGGCAUGCAAAUGGAGGAUUUCAGUGUGCUGUGUUGCCUGGAGGUAUAGGACAGAAAGCACAGGAGAUUUGCAAGGAUUAGUUCCACAGGUUCCUUUUAUUAUGGAAAGAACCCUUCCUGAAUGAAAGGGGGAGGAAAAGGUGAGUGGAGGAGAAAGGGGAGAAGAGAGGCAGUAGGGGAAUUUUGGAGGGAUGUUUUUUCUCCUUAGCCCAGUUGUGAGCUACAUGAAUGAUUUUUGACAUCUUGACUCUCACAUGUUCAGAGGUUAUGCACACAGAGAUGCUUUUUUUUCUGUGCCUCCGGCUGCCGUAACAGUUGGUAAACAGUGUGCAACCCCCUCGUCUCCCCUCCUUUAAGGGUGUGUGUUUCUGCACAAGUAUGUGUAAGUAUGUGUACUCUGAUAUGUCUCACUAAACCCGCUCUGAAAUAAGCAACGGUUAUGAUGAUGAGGCCUUUUGGCAAAUUUUACAGUGCACACUACUCAGUGCACAUGAAAUGGAGGGUGGCGACCCGUUCAGAUCACUCAUGUUGUGGGCGCGUGUCUCAGGGACUGUGCCGCUGCAAUCUGAUAUGCUUGAGUUGUAAAGUUAAAGCCUUCAUUAUCCCGGCACGAGGCAUAAGGUGUCACCUUCACUGGACCUGACACAUGCACGCUCCCCUAACUGUGGGAGCCCACACACACUCAUUCACACACACUUGUGUACACACACAACUCAAACCAUGGGAGACAAGGCUGAGAGAUGAAGGCUUUGAGGAGGAGAUGGACAGAAAGACUCAGAAUUAAUGGUUGAUGGGAAAGUCAAGGUCAGUGUGGUUUGGGUUUGCUGUGGUCAAGGUGAUGGGUCCCGCUGGAGGCAAAGGGACAGACGCACACAAACACAUACACAGAGGGUCAGCGGCAAAUGACUCAAGUCUGUUGUUCAGCAGGGAGGAGAGGGUGAUGGCGAAAAUGAAGGAUGAGACUGAUGGGACCCCGUAUUUUAACCAGGCUCUAUAGCUGUAUUCACACACGCGCAACACUCUGGAAAAUCUCAUGACAUUUUCAAGGUGAGCUGCAUUUAUGAAUACUGAGGAUAGAGGAUUUUUUUUUUUAAUUCUUGAAACAAAAAUUGCAUCCUCUUGAAGUUUUUAAACAAAUGUAUCAUUUACUGUGAACAUUUUAUGUGUAAACUGUAGAAACAUCUACUCUCUUGCACCUGGUUCAAAAAUUAGAACAUGAAAAAGGCAGAUCUUGCUGCUGAUGGUCUUGUCUGCUUUUGUAUGUCAAAAAAAGACAACAGUAUCAAUUUCACUCAUUUUCAUCAAAAUAAAAAAACUCAUCACAAGAGCUUUAAUGAAGAAAAGGUUAAAGAUUAUGAGUAGUAAAUAUAUAAAAAUAAAGUUAAAUAUUAUCUAGAAAAGUCCAAUUUAUGAGAAUAUGGUGGAAAUCAAUGAGAAUGAAGUCAUGAUCUAAGGUAAAAAGGUGACUGUUUUAUCAAGAAGUAGUUAGAAGUGUAGACUUGCAGAGUAUAGACUUAUGUAGACAUUACUGUGCUGCUGAUCUGCUUUAGAUUUGGUAUUUAGUUAUUUAUAAAACUAAUACUAGGUUGAAUUUCACAGGAUGCUUUGUAUCCAUUAUUCAGAUAUCUGUCAAUUUUUUACUUUAAUCAAAAUUUUAAAGGUUAAUCUCAAUAUCUCCCUAUUUUUGCUAUACUGUGGUUUUAUAGCCAUGUCAAUUGGAAGUGAAUCUGCAGACAUUGUGUUUGGGAAAGUCAGCACUAGUAAGUGAGCAGAGGUUCUCAUUGUGCAACUGAGUGAUCGUGGGCCACUGCCUUAACCCUUUUUUCACUCGCCUAAGUUUUCAACUCAGUGAAUGACACUGAAUUUAUCCACUUGCACGUAACAUUUGAAAUGAAGGCAAAAUAUAACUCUUAUCAUAGCGCCAAACUCAGAUGUAUCCACUAUCUUGUGAUUAUAGAAAUGACACUGAUUUUUGCAGCUCACAUUUACAUUAGGUCCUGCCCCCUGAAAUCCCCCCAACACACACACACAUACACACACUUACAUCCGUUGUCAGGAAAAAUCUCCUGCUUUUGAGGGCGUGUGUAAAUAAGCAACAAUGGAAAAGUUCAGGAAGAUGCUGCCCUGAAAGAUUUUAGAAAUUUCAGAAUAUCAUGUUUGCAUCAGUGAAAGGGACUGACGGCAAAAGGUUCACAAUCAUUCAACCAAACUAUCUGCCCUAACUUGUGUUUCUUCCACUGGUGUCGUCAGUGUCACAUAAUUCAGUCAUUGAGGGAUUUUAUUUUGAAGGUCUAAACAUAUGCUGAACACAAUUCUCAAAGGUAAAUAAAUAAAUAAGCAAGUAAGUAAAUCAAUCAAAUUUAAUACGUGUGUAUUGGUGCAGAUUGUUAAAUUUUUUUUUAAUUAUAAUAAAAUGUGUUUUAAUCUGAAAAUUAGACUCUACUUGAACAUACUUACUUUUAUAGCAAGGUAACUAAAUCUUGCUCUAAAGAUAUUCUCAGGGGCAAUGAUACAGAAAAUUCUUAUAAUAGGUCCAUAAUGUUUUUUUCUAAAUGUGAUCUUGUAGAACAAAUUACUCAAAUCAUUCCUGUUGCUUCAAAACUAAAGUAAAAAACAUUUAAUUCAUUGGAUUUAUUCUUAAAAUAAAACAGACAUUUUAAAAGCCCUUAAUUUUUCAAAAUGUCUUCUCAUGAAACAAAUUUGCUUUUUGAAAACACCAGAGUGUAUUUUAUUUUGAAAAGAAACACCUUGAUUAAACAUACUUUGAGAAAUAAAAAAACAUAAAUAUAUGUAGGAAAUUUUUUAAAUAAAAUAUCUCCUGUUAUUCUCCCCCUUAAUGUUCCUUUUACAUUGAAACACUGCAUAAAACAAUAAGUCCUAGUGCAAUCUUUGUCACAAACUGUAAUAAAAGUGUCCCAGUAGCUGAUGUGUGUUUUGUGAAUACGUGUAUCCCCUCUUACUGAACGACAGUGCUCAGAGUAAAGUGGUCUGUUAAACCGCAGACGUUUCUAAAGAAAAGAAAAGUGUGAGCCGCUGAAUAAAGGCUCUCCUCUGAACCAACAGCACUCAUCCGUCUUUUCUGGCAGAACGGCUCUUUAAUUGUUCGCAUUUUGAUGCUUUAACACUUGUGCUGUUAACAGCUAUAAACCACGAGUGUCCUCAUACAACUGUGAAGGAGAGACAAAAGGGACUACAGGCACACAAAACAGCUACAAUAGAGGGAGAAUGGGACUUUGGUGGGUGUGUACAAAGCAUCAAAAAGAUUAUUUACAACUACAGUACAGGACAUUCAAAUGAUAGAGAGAAAUUCUCUACACAUCUAUCCAGCAACAAGUGUUGAUAUAAAAAGUUUGUCUUGAAAAUAGCCUGUAGUCUCUAAGAAAUACAGGAUUGUCUCUGGGCAAACACUGAAUAGAUGAGAACAGACAUAAAAUGCGGGUUAAAAGCAUAAGCAGCAAAUAAUGUAAAUAAAUGUGAAUACAUGAGGACACGUUAAAUUUAGCCCACCUCUUCGACUAGGUGUGUACAAAUAUGGAUUAUGCAUGUUACUGCAUCAACGUGAAGGAUUGUGAAAUAUUUUACAAUAAUGCAAGGCACAGUGAGCACAGAUUUACCAUUAUCACUUACUUAUUAAUAAAUGCUUUAAUGCUACUAAACUCCGCUGUAGUCCAGAAACAAUCAAACACACACACUCCACUGAGUGUAGACUCCUGCAAGACAAGGAAGCCGGAACUGAGCAUGCUCAGUAACGUCCCUCUCUACAAGAAUCUUCUCUCAGCAAUAAGUUGUCCCUGUUAAUCAGACUGAAAAGAAAAAGUAUUUUCAAACUUUCCCUUUAUAGCAUUUCAUUAAUUUGUAAUUUUUUAUGUCUUUAGAAGAGAUUAAUUUCUACUCUUAUUAUCUUUAUAUGUAAGUCACCUUCUCAACUAGCUUCAGUGUGAAUACAACAUGCACUUUUUGCCUCCUGCAAUACAAAAUACCUAUUUUAAGAACUAUUUUUUUUUUCAGUCAGGACCUAAAAUGUCUUAUCUAAUUUUCCAGGUGUAUAAAGUGUCAUUUAAGCACAGAAAAUAGUAAUUGCACUCUACCACUCUUCACUUCUUCUUCAGGUCAAACUUGUAUGGAGACACACAGAGAGACCCCCACAAUCAUCAACAGUUCUGAACACCCUCUCCCCCAGUGCUGUGCCUUGGGCCUGGAUCCAGCCAGAACAACAGUGGAGCUGCUCCCCCUGCUGCUAUGAGAGAGAAACUGCCUCUGGGCCCGGUAACACUCCCAGAGCUCUGCAUGUGUGUGUGCCUGUGCAUGUAAAGAAGGGUUACUUUGGGUUCCAUAUGCAUGUGCCAGCCGGCGUGCACAGCUCUGCAUCCCAUCACAUCACACAGUAGGUCUGCAUCCUGCCACAAAUAUGUACCUGACCUCACCUUCCAUUCUCUCACCCCUGCUCCGGUCUGUAACAACAGCUCCAGCAUCUGCAAGCGAUUGUUUGUGGCUGCUGACUGUUCCUCUGCCUGCCUGCCUUUUUGUCUGCCUGUCCUGCUAUAAAACUCUAAUGAUCCUCUGUGUCUUUUUUUGUCUUUACAUAAGUGCAUGUGCUCUGGGAUGUUUCCCACUAUCCACACGAGGGGCGGUUUGCUAAAUUGGAUGAGAACGAAAACAGACCAAGAAGCAAAAGCAGACAUUUUCACUACAUAAAACAUUAACCUUUUUUUUUAACACUUAGGGCAUGGAAAAUCCAGCACGAAGGAGGAUGUUUUCUGGUAAAAGUCAUUUGGAGGAAUAUCUGCUUCCUUUUCUUUCCCUUUUUCUUGUUGCAGAGUUUGUAAAGCUGAUUGUCAUCUACAUUUUUUUUCAGCCAUAUGGUCAGCUGUCAUGUUCACAUGACCAAGUGAUCAAAGGCUGCUCUUUGGUUUAAUUGUGCCCCACUGUUAGGCUUUAGCCAGGAAGGACUUUCCAUCUCUGCUUCAGCAGGUGGCUUGUGUGUGUGAGUGUGUGUGUGUGUGUGCAUACAUUCUUGUUGGUGUUAACAUAAAAUGUGUGCAGAUAUUGGGACAGUGUUUUCUAUCUAUCCUGCAGCCAACUGGAUCUAAAAAUGAGACAUCAUUGCAAACAGCAAUGACUAACAUCCUUAUUUUAGGCUGCCUUAUGUGCACUUCAGAUUAAAAUCACUGCAAUACACUCUUUUUUACUCACUUAUUCAAUCUGACUUGCUGAAUCUUGAGUCAAAAAAUAAAUAGCCUCGCUGACCCGACAAGUUUAGGUCUUGUUGCAAGAUAUUACAAACCAAUCAAGAGGUCUUAAAGAUAACACAAACACACACAUAAAAUCAAACGUAAGGAAGCAUUUCUUCUUCUUGAGGAAGAAAAUAUAUUAUUUAAGUCAAUAUGAGCCAAAUUCACCUGAUAACUCCAGAUAACUGCACUUUAAAGACUUUAAAAAGCCUCAUAUCAAACAUGUAUUGCUUGUAAUGGGUGGACAUGUGCUAUGAUUUUUUAUCAAUUUUGUAGGGACAUUACUCUUAUUUUAAGAAAUGUAGCUCAACAUGCACAUCUUUCUUAUUUUUCUUUUACAUGUCAGGCUUUCGUUUUUGUUUCUGUUUUUAAUAAGAUGGGAUAAGAUUUGUGUCUGGACUCUUCAAAUAAAUCUGUUUCCCCAUUAACCCUCAUAACAUGAUUGACUAGAAAUAAGACAAAAACACUUCUUAGGUUUGAGUUUUUUUGCAGUGUGAAAAAAGGCUGCUGAUUUGGCAGGCAACAUUUUCUUAACAAGUCUCUCAAAAUAUCAGUCGUAUCCUGUUCAAAGGAACUUAUCAAGGAGGUUUUGCUUGCUGCACUGGUGGACAUUUUUACUCAUUACAAUCUUAUUUUUGGAUGGUGAUAUUUUGAAAUAAGGCUGACAUCUAAACUUGUCAGGUCAGGGAGGUUGUAAUAAGAGUGACAUUAUAUCCUUUACAUGUGAAAAUCAGCAGCAGAGGAAUAUAAACAUAAAAACAACAGACAUUAUUUUUUAUAACUAGUUUUAUUACCUGAAACUCACUAUUGUACAAGGGUCUUUUUAAGCACUGGCUGAAGGUGAAAACUUCUUGAAACAAUUGUAUUAUUCAGAUUUAUUUGCACUGGUGACACGACUGAAAAUAAAGCUGAAACAUAUUAUUUAAACUUCAUUCACGAUGCAUUCAAGGACUGCAAAAAAGACUCUUUCUCCCUUUAGACUCUUUCUGGAGAACAUCCUAACUCAUCUUGACACACAAAUCUUAAAAUACUCAAAUAAAAAAGUUUAAUUUUUGUAAUGGAGUGCUUUUUUUUCUUCAUAUUUCUAGGUUUAACCCCUCCUGUGCUGAAAUUUGAUUUGCUCGCUCUGCCUGGUUUGCAGCAGAGGAAUAGAGGCCAGUGCCUGAAGUCAGUGCUCCAUGACAGUGCAGGGUGAGUGUGGGUCACAGAGGGGGAGGGUUUUGGAUGGGGGUAUAUGCUGUGGGUUGAGGGGUGGUGGGCAUGAGGGGGGGGUUACAUGCAGGCUGACUGGAAAGGGGGGCAUCGAGGAGGGAGGAGGGCUGAGGGCUGAGGGAAAAGAGGGCUUUAGCUGGAAAGGGGCUUUGACCGGGGCAGAGAGAGAUUCACAUUGAUUGGGUUUUAAUUUGGUGGAGGGCCCUCUUCAACUGCUGCACCCAUCCCCCCUCCGUCCAUCCAAAUCCCCCCCUGACUCACCCACCCACCCACCCACUGCCCCCCCUUUCUCUCUCCCCCUUCCUGUCCCGAUGAGAGUGAGGAGUUGAGGAGUCGGGGUGGUCCGUGUGGCCGGUCAAAGCCAGCUGAUGGGAGUAAACUAAACUCAGCAGGCCUGUUGUUUGUGUUUACUCUGUGUGUGUGUGUGUGUGUGUGUGUGUGUGUGUGUGUAUAUGUGUGCGUGUGCGUGUGUGUGUGUGUGAGCUGAAACAGAGUGUCCCUUAUGUUGCGUCACAUGUCCCAGCACCUCUAAAAGCUCUCUAUAAAAACACAAUCCAUCAAGUUCUACUUUCACAGGUGGUCUAAUCGAAAUCACACCACUCUCUCUUGGCCCUUUUAUUCCAUUUUAUCGUUAUUUUUGUUAUUUUAAAUGAUGACGUUACAUCUAACUGCUCCUCUUAUCUUCUUCUGAUGGUGUUGGCGGCUGUGAAAACCUGGUGUUGAGAGCGCUGAACAAUUUGAAGCCAUUUGAAGAUGUAGCCUCCCCUCCAGUGUUUACCUAAGCAAUCUAAUCUCAGGCCUAAUCUCUGACAAGUUUUCUUUUUCUCUCCUUAAUUUGCAGGCUCAAAGAGGACAGAGGUAGAGGUCUAGUCUUAAUUAGGUUACUUAUCUAUGCGCCAAAAGGAUAAAGUUCUCUCACCAGGCCUGUUUCAAAUUAACCUAAUUGGAUUUUUAGCAGAAACUCAGCAAAUAGUCAGGGUUAAGUAAAGAGUGGGACAUAAAGGAGGGAGUUCACGUGAACUGUGUUGCGUGAACUGACAAUAAAAGCCCUUCAGAGGGUCAUGUUCAAGGUUCUCCUCUCUGCUUUCUCUCAACAAACAGCAGAGAAAAUGCUGCAGGCUCGCUUCAAGGAGAGCUGGGCCACAAGGGGAACAUGAAGCCUGAGUUUGAGGUCCCGGUUCAGGCUGAGCUAACAACAGUAGAGAGGAGAGAGAGAGAGAGGGAGAGAUACAGAGGAGUUUAAGAGGUGAGGAUGAGAAAAACACGAGAGGAGGACAGAUCUUUCUGCACAUUAUGGACUUUGAGAAGAAGUCUAAAUUUUGAGGAAAAAAAAACAAUCUUUUCAAAAGUCAAAAAUGCAGAAUCCUUAUCAGAAAUACCAGUUUGGGAAAGUUGAGGUGUUGUUAAUACACAAGAGUCUACAAAAAUGAAUGAAGGUUUAAGAUUGGUGGAAAAGAAGGCUUUAAUAGAAGUGCUUCUAAACUAUCAAUAUUAGCCCAUCAGCAGAGCUAGCUUCUUAUGCUACUUUAAACCAUUACAGUGUGGUAUAACAGUUUGUGCAGAUGGACAGAUGACAUGAUGCCUUCCCGUAUGCUAACUGCAUGCUUUGAUAAUGUAUGGACUCUCAAUUGAAAAUAAGUGACUCAACCAGCAAGUGUUUAGACUUUGUUUCUUAAGUAUGUGCAGCAUUACCAUUCAGUAGCUGUUGACUCUACUCUUAAAGUGAAAUCUUUUUUCUUAACAUUUGAACUUCAUUUGCCAAAUUAUUAGUUAUUAUUUAUUCACCAACUUUGAUUUGAUAAAAAUUUCUACUUUAAACAGGAAAUCAUUUAACAACAUAAUUCUUAAAACUUGGGCUUAAAUCUCAACGUUGGACUUUUUCCCUAAAUAUUGUAUUAAAAACAUAAUCCCAUCUAAAGAAGUAAAUGAUACUGCCAGCAACAAGACUGUUGUCAUUUUAAAUGCCUGAUGUUACUGUGAGGGGUGGGAACAAGAGAUAGGAGGUAUCACUUUGUCCACAGGGGGCGCCAAAAUCAACACAACUAAAAAGUUCCUCACAGCUGCUUUAACUAUAGAGGGUGAACUCCAGCCAUGUGUAAUAUGAGAAAAGUCAGUCUGUUGAAGCACUUGAUUGACUCACAUCAGGAUACAAGCAAAAACUGAACCAUGUCUAACCUUCUCAAUUUUCUCUGCGUCAUUUGUAGGUUAUAGGGUUGGUAGGUUUUCAAUCAGAUCAAGUUUGUUCUUAUUCUGGUAUCAAAAUUGUAGUUUAAUGGAAUGCCCAAUUUGCCCCAGAGUUCAGAUGGUGUCUGGAUCCAAAUGUUACAAGGAGACAGAGAAUUACUGUGCCUCUUGUUAAGUUUGAACCCUCCUGUCUGUCUUGCAAUGUUUUGUACACAAAUAAAAAUGUGAUAUCUUCAGAUUAUGUGUCUGUAGAAAAGACCUCCACCUGCACCACUGUAGCUUCAGCCUGCUGAGGGAAAAUAGCCCACACUGAAAGUAGAAUAUGAAAAUUUAAAACUGGAGAUCUUUAAUAUGCAUUUUUUUUAGUAUUUGAAAUUAAACCAGGAAAGCCUAGUUUGGUUUAAAAACCUCUUUUACAACAGUAUCAUGGCCAAAACUAAGAACACAUGACAAUCAUGACCUAUGCUUGCAUAUCCUGGGUCACAUAACAGAAAGUCACCAGUCAAAACUUCCUCAGUUUGGUGCAAAUAUUAAAGAGAUCAUCUCUUUUCCAAACCCUUAAAGAAGCACACCUUAAAACCCUUCUCUUUAUUUUGAGAUGCACUCUGAAAACAGAAAGCAAAACCAAGUCCCACCAAUGGGUCAUGUAGAGAAUAUAGUUGCUUUCAGCACUUUUUAAAUGAAUAAAAUUAACAUUAAUAAGAAGAAAGCAAGUUAGGAACUACUAUACAGAGAAGGGCAUGUCUAUGAUUUAGUCUGUAGGUGGACAAACAGGAUCCAGGGAGUUACUUUGCAGCAAAAUAAAAACAUGAUUUAAUCCUGAAAUAAAAUCACACCCACGACUUCCACUUCUUUGCUAGAUGUUGAAUAUGAAGAUGUACAGACAGCGCAUCAUGGUUAAAUUUACUUAUAAAACUCAACUGCUGAGGAAAAUUUUAAUACUUCUGUUUCUGAAAAUAUAAACCAGACUAGCAAGAAUAUUUCUAAAUCUAUACUCUUGUUUUGUUCUUUAUCAAUUUCUAGAUUUGUAGAUUCCGACAAAGUGACCAGAAUGCAGAAGAGAUGAGACAUAAACCAAAACUAACACAAAACAUCAGUUUCCUUCAGCUGCGGUAUGUAAAACAAGUUUCCUUUUUUUUUUAAACAUGUUUGCUCUGAGUUCUUAGUAUUUCUUUAAUUAUUAAAAGGUGAUAAACAAACAGAAAACUCUCUUAAGUAACGUCUCUGGGUUGUAGAUUUAAUUCCCAUUCGUUUUCAAUCCCACAGGAAUUAUUAAUAGGCUUUAUUCCCCCUCUGAUAUUCCAAUGUUAUCAAAUUAGCACUUCCUAAAGAAACCUGGGCUGCAUUAAGAAUCCCAAGCUCCCGACCACGCUGAAGUGUGAAAUUAUUCCAGGGGGCAGCUUGAUUGUAACCAGGGCUGGAGGAUGAAACUAUUCCCUUGUUCAAGUCUCUCAGGGUGAAUUAAUUAGAAAGACGAGCAGUGAGACAUGUGCGGUUAUCUUCAAACCUGGUUAACAUUAAUCACAGGUGAAAUAUAGCCGAGAUCAUGUUCAAAACAGCCCCCAGAAGAUGGAAUGAUAAGAAAAUGAAAUUUUAAUAAUGCUUCUAAUUAUGACAGAGGCCGCUGGUGAAGAUGAAUAUAAAUGAGAAAUGUAUUGUAAAUUAAAAAUGGAAAUAGCAGUAAUUUUCCUGUCUGUGUCCAAAAAUGAGUGUCCAUUGUGUGCAGCAGUGAUGUAUAGAUGAGUUAAUCAGGCAUAUUGAUCGCUGCAGUAGUGAUGCAGAGUGUGGAUUUUUAAUUAGCGCAUGCUUGAGUGUGUUAAAACUCCUGCGCUCUGUCUGAGUGGAACCAAGUGGAACUGAGCACGUCAGCGGAGAACAUGCACACACACUCACACACUCACGUUACUCAGCGUCCCCCCAAAUACAGCUUACACCACCAGCACCGGGUCUGCCUCUGCAUUAUUUCUCAAACCCUGGAUUAACUCCCCGUGUUCCUCUCUCUGCCUCCAAAACUAGGCCGCCAUUUUAGGCCCGUCCCGUCCCUCUUGCCCUUCAUUUUGAGCAGGCCCGCAGAAAUCCCCACUGCGUGUCCGAGUGGUUGUCCUCCCCUGAAGGUCCCUCUAAGGUGGAGCUCCUAUGGACCCCCACAGAUCCUCAUUCUCUGAGCUCAUUUCAUAAACCACAUCUCUUCAUAAAUAUUUCACAGUUGUGUGAUCAAAGCCCACCUCAGUGAGCCCCUGUUUGGCUAAUUGCAUUGGCUGAUAUACACUGAAUUCUGGACGUUGUGUGUCCUCUACUGUAUGAUAGUUCUGGAGGAAAGGAUGACUGGGAUGCAUGGUUGUGUAUUCAGCUGACCAGGGUGUUUAACUUGUGUUUCAUUUGUUAAAACAGCACAGACAUUGAACUGAAAGAGAUUGGAUUCUUGAAGUUGGGUUUAAUCAACGCACAGGUCAUUAUCUCCAGUUAUCAACAUAUCUGUACUGUAGUGAGUAGCAUGCAUAGUCAUAGAGACUACGUUGACAUGCACAGUUAAGUAGAGCUUAUUGACCGUUAUCACUCUACUUGUCAAAGGUAGACCUUUAGCCUCCUAACAAUCUGCUACAGUAUGCUCCCAAACAGUUGGUCAAGUCAGCCGUGCCUCUGAGUCGCCACUUUCACAACCAUGAUGUCCCUGUAAGGGACACAUUACAAAAAAAAAUUACUUCCUGUUCAGUGGGUGUCAUGAAAGCAGCAAACGAUUUAUCCAUAAAACAGGUUCUACCACCUCUACACUAGAUGGCAAUAUGCCCACUUUGCCUUUAGACUGUCACCUGGUUGACCUAUUAGGUCAUACACCAAAACGCUUGGCAAAUAAAACAACACUGCCUCUUGCUAACUUUUGUCCAUAUACAGCUUUACAGCUCUGUACCGUUUGUUUGAUGAUACACCAGCUUCAUCUUUGAACGUUUUCUUCUUCUGUGGAGGUUUUGUUCGCAACAAGGCCUAUUUAACGUAUUCAGGCUGUUCAAGGCACAGCGGAGCAUGCACAGAAAGCAUAGUCCAGUUUGGAUCUGAUUGAGAUGUAGAUAUGCAAGGCAAAAUUGAUCUCCAACUGCAUUAUCUCAGGAUGUUUGUCUGACUUCUAGAAAUUUAACCUACUGUGAUUUCAACUGGAUUGAUGUUGUAUUUCGGCCAUAAAUAAGGUGACCAGACGUCCCCGAUUUCCGGAGACAGUCCGCGUUUUGGAUGACCUGUCCCCGGCUAAAGGUGUCCUCGCAAAUGUCCCCAAUUUAAGCGUUUUACGAAUGAGAAAAAAAUGUUGCAUGCCGACUAGAACAAUGGUUAUUACGGUAGCGGAGUAGGUCGGAAGCACAAGUAAGCAUGUUGUGCGCAGUCCUGAACAACCGUUUUUAUGGGGGGUUAUUACAGGGGGCGUGUGCUGCAACUAAGUAGUACCGAGUUCUUGUCUCCAGAAAUAAAGGGCCUGAAACCAGAUUUUGCUUGGCACCCCCACCCCCGGAUGUCCCCUGAUUUCAUUACAGAAAUCUGGUCACCUUAGCCAUAAACAAAUAAAUGUAUUAUGUUGAUUUAUUCGCGUGUGUUUGAACACCUGAAUUUUGUGUGUUCACUCAUCCCCCAUGCACACCCCAUUCACAUGCCAUAUCUCGCCUACGGGAGUCCAAACAUUCAUUGAUGCAGGAGACGAGGGGUUGCCUUCAUGCCAUGUCAGUCUGUUCACAUCAAACAUGGUUGAGGUUGACUACAACUGGAGGAUUAAUGGGUCACCUUAUGAGAACUUUAGUCUCUAACUUUACAUGUAAUUCACUCACACUCCAUGUUUGGUGUGAGCACAACAUAACAGGUUAACAUGCAAUUCAGAAGUCAAUGGAAGUCAAUGGAGGAGCUGUUGGCAGAUAAGUAAAACAAUGAACAAUGUACACUCAAAGGGAUACUUUGAGCAGGGUGACCUUAAGUCCUCUUUUACCUGGACAUGUCCUCUUUUUUGGGGGGCUGUCCAGGCUUGUCCAGCUUUGUCUGGGGAAGUUUAUAAAAUCCUGGUUUUGUACCAAAGUUUCGAGUUUGUGUCACGUGGACUUAUUGAAUUAGAAGCGCACGAAAGACACUCGAUCCGACCCCAAAAACUCUUAAAAUUAACUUCAUGCAACUCUGUGACUCUGCCACCGCGUAGUUGUGUCCUCUUUUUGAGAAGUCAGAAUAUGGUCACCCUAACUUUGCGGAAAAAAAUAAAUAAAUCAGGCUCUGAAGACAAUUCUCCAGCUUGGGUCUCCAAAAAAGGCCUUACUUGUACUUGUGAAUCUUCUGUAGUUUAAACAUUUAGUAUUCUGAGGAUCAGCACACCUGACAACCCAACUAAAGGAAACCACUUCCUUUAAGUCCAGGCUUUGUUUUAGAAAAAGGAGUCUUUUUUAACUACAUCUGUGCCUCGGUUAUAUUCUUGUAUUUGGAUUAGACUGUCACUCCAUUAGUGUAUGUGUUUCUGGUCCGUAUGCUGUCCACCUGUCUCAAUAGUCCAUUUGUCCAGCUGCAGAUAGAAGAAGACUGCUUUUAAACCACUGCUUAUUUUUCCUCCCAGGCCCACCCUGGUUUUGAUCGCUUUGUCACACUAAGCUCUUGUGAUGCAGGAGAACAAACAUGUGCAUCACAGUGACUCUGAUUCGAGUCAUCUCCACUGACUUCAGUCUUAUUCAUUUCAAGUACAUAGUUUUAAUCUCUUUCAGCAUCUUCCCUUCUAUCUGAAAGUCCACCAGGUCCUCCCUUUUCUCCCGUGUGUCAGUUAGUCAGUCGUCCAAGAAUGCCCCCUCUCCCUGCUCCCAUUGAUUCCUCAGCCUGCAGAGCGAUGAAACAGCCAGACCACCUCGCAAGGGCUUUGCAGCUUUUCAUGUUCUCUAAGUGCUUGGCUCUGUUCGCUAAACUCUGAAGCACUGUUUGUUUAGAAUCACUCAUCAAUCCAGCUGAGCUUUGAUGGAUAAAGUCCCUCUCUUUUGAUCAAUUACUCGGCCUUUUCUGUUUAUUUUAGCAUCUUUGAGUAUGAGUGUCCAGAUUGUUGCCACUCAUGUUCAUUUAGCCCUGCAGCUCAUCUCUCUUCACCUUUCAUGGUCAUAGACAUUAUUCCUGAUAAAGCACUGUGUCUGUGUGAUGGGUGUACAUUUUCUUUAUGCCGUUGAGAGAGGGCCAGUGGGGCGUGCACGCGGCCAGAAGAGGAUGCGUGCUGCUGCUGUUGUUUACCUCCCUGUUUGGCACCCUUGCAGCUCCACCCUCCCUGAUACAAACUUCCUCACUGCGGUCUGUCACAUUUCUUUUUACCGAGGACACACGCAUGAUGAGAUCACACACCAGGCCCCGGGGCCAGUGUUUAUUAUGUAUGAGUAGUUUUAUCCUCUAGGUGCCUGUGUCCAGGUUGGUAAAACCAGGAGAGAGGCCCAGGGUUUGUUGGCUGCUUACUGAGGGGUGGUAGAGGUGGGUGUGGUCGGGGGGCUCUGCUGCACGGCAGAGGCCCUGAUCCAGGCCUGGUUCAUGCGCUCUGUGGGCUCCCAAGCUAGUGUGCUAGCUCUCAACCUGGCUCUGCUUCAGACAAGCCUCCCGUGGAGGUCAGCUGUGCCGGCAGUGAAAUAACACAGAGAGGGAAGAAACGUGUUGAACAGCGCACCUGUCCUCACCACAGAGUGGGGAGUAAGUCCCCUGAAGCGCACCUUUUGCAUAAUGUGCCAACCAGAAUUUCAUGGCUAGCUUUCCUGUCUUUCUUUUGCUAGUUUUAAAUCUGUCUUAGCUGUAGUUUUCCAAGCUCUCUUUUUUUUCGGAUAGCAGAGGAAAGAGAAAAUGCAGCAGCAGUCUAAUAAAGUGCCUGUCUCCAUAGAGUAGACAGCUGAAGCCCUGGUUUGAGCUGGUCUUUGCUCCCCUGCUGGGUGUAUUGAUAAGCAGCACUGAACCCUGCGGUCAGUGUUUAAUUGCAUUAUUUGGAGUCCUCUAGUCACCCUCCUUUUUCCUCCUUGAUGGAAGGGGAGAACAAGUGUUUACUGAUAUAGAGAACUAAGGAUCAAAAAGAUAUGCUGAGGGAGCGAGAGCAGGCUAACACUCGGGAGUAUGAUAUUGAUGGAUAAGUGAAAGCUUCAAACCCAUUGCGCCGGCUAAUCCUGCAGCUAUCGCUUAUUACGGCAGAGGGAAGGUGGAUGGCCGGAGCAUAACGGGGGCCUCAGCUUUACUCAGGGUCUGACUUCACCGACCUCCCAGAAAAUCUGUGGAAAUCUAUGACAUCAUUGUUCAAGCUGGCUUUUAUCUUAUUGUGGCUUAUCGUGCCCACUGUUCCAGACAUUCACACAUGCACACACAUACACACGCCUACAGAGGAGACUUCCAGCAGAGUGGAUUAAAACAGCCUGCACACUUUGACAGACCUCGGUGGGCCCCAGUGUCUGUUCUGAGCUGUGAUUGGGGACCUUGUUGCUUCUCUGGUUGGUGACACACAAAAGGAGGGGCAACAACAGAAAAUCAUCUCUCUGUCUGGAAAAAAACCUCUACUAUGGAGUAAAAACACAAAAUCGCUGCAGCUUAAGUGUUGUUUAGACAUACUUGAUUCACAUUAACGACAAAAUAAAACUAAAACCCUUUGUGGCUCUCUCUUAAGGCAGCCUUUUCUGAUCUGACACCUUUUCCCGAAACAACUGUUGGCAGUGCUAGCUAUCUAAAUGUGAUAUUACACAAGUAUAGAUACUUUCAGUUAGUUUAACUUAAUACAAACCAGCUACAAUAGAUUGAUCUCUCGUAUUAGCUGUUGCUGUUGGUCGUCAAAUUAAGUGUUUAACCUAGAAAUGUUGCCUUGCAGAUUUUCAUUAUACAUAGACUGUAUUUCCAGUCACUAACCAAUUGAAAGGCAGUUAGUUACCAUUUCAGAUCAUCUCAUUUAAAUGGUCUGAGAAACGUUUAAACAGUAUUUCAGCUUCCUUCCCCUCGCAUGGUGUCAGGGGGAAAUCGCUGCUGUGUGAGUAUGGCGCAUUGACAAACAGUGGGUGAUGGGGCGAGACUGUUCAGAACAAAAUAAAAAGAGGUUUGAACAAGUUGCCAUGCUUGAGCAGUGUUGUAAACCCUCUUUUCCCUUCACCUCUGUGCCCUUCCCCUCAUUCCGAUGAUGUGUUUUUGUGGUGGCAUCUGAAAGUCGCUUUGUCCACUCAUCAUGCCCUCCCACACUCCAGACUUUCUAUCUAUAUACACACACACACACACAUACACAGAGGGGUCAGAGGGAAGAGCAUUCAUUCAUGUCAGCCAGCUGCAGCCUCUUUCGCCCAAUCGUGAACGCUCCCUGGACGUAAGCAGGGACCCACGGAGUCUUGAGACUCACCUCCAUCCGAGCAACAAUCUACGUCUGGAAAUAUCCUCUGAAUUUGCAGCGGUUUUUCAAACACACCUGCUCAAAUUGUCAAAUUGUGCGUUUGUGCAACAGCGUGGAAGAGCCCCUCAUUAUGGCAGCCAUUGUGUGUGCGCUUUUUUUCGGAGGAGCUGGGGUGGAAAGCCUUCUCACUGCGGCACAGAAUAGGGUGACCAUCAUGUUCAUUGUACAGUCUCGGGGAACUUUGAAGGCACAUAGUGUGCUCACACAUGCACAAAUUCUCACUCUGCAGAUGACACGAAGCAUAUCCUCACUUCCUGGCACCCGACAUUUCAAGGAUAUCAGGGCUAAUUACAUCAUCAUUAACUCAGGCCGCAUGUGUUUGCAUGUGCGUACGUGCGCAUACAUGCUCGGUAUGACAUGCACGGAUCUGUGCCCGUCAAGUUUUAAUGAGGCUCCUCAGACAGGGCUCAUUGAACCUUUUGGUCCAACAUCGAACGCCUCCCAGUUCUGAUGUGGGCCAGUGUGUGCCACCCGUAAAGAGCCACACAGGGACAAACACUGCUUAUCAGAUGGCAGAAACAGAUGCACCGCUUUCAGAAAGAUCACACACUGGAGGCACAAAGUGAAGAGCAUUGAUCCCAAAUGCUCUUGAAAGUGGAGUUUUGUUUGUGCACUUCUUACUGUCGAUCUCAGUGUGUGUGUGUGUGUGUGUGUGUGUGUGUGGGAUUGUGGCUCUAUGUGUGUGUGAGAGUUGUGGGGUCAGCGAGGAGUUCAGUGUGUCAGAGGUCUCAGAGCCCCGGCUCUUUGAUUCCACUCCCUUGCGGCUCUGAGAAUUUCCUCUCCAGUUUCCCAGUGCUGAGCCCACGCUGGGCAAGGAGAGCCACGCCAGGAAAAUUUAUGUUGAUGUCAGCAAUGAAAACACCACCAGCCCUCUACCACGUCUCACAAUAUUUGUCAAACAGCAGUGUGUCCAUUCUUUCUCCUUCUCCCUUCGUUCUCUUCUUUCUCUCUCAAAUAUUUCCAUUCUUACUGAUGUACGUUUUCAGAAAUCUUAAAACCGCGGUUGGCGUGGGGUUUCACACUUCACAUGGUUUGUUGUCUCUGCGGGGACUUUGGUAACACGGCUCUCCAUUGGUCUCCUAAGGGGCUGGGCUAGUUUUGGGGGUGUCUUUCAAGGUGUAAUCCACACAUAUUCCCUUCCCUAAGGCCCUGUAUAUGGAAAUCUAAAACAAACAAAAAGUCACAAAAGAAUUACAAAUCUCACAUUAUGAGCCACCUACUUUUCCACAGUUUUGUGUUCCUAGACUAAAAAUUUAAGAUCCUUUCUUUUUCAUCAUCGCUCUAUUUAUUCUGGAUUUUUUUUCAACUGGUACCACACAGACAGUUUAAGUUUUAGGCUCAAACGUGUUUGCUAUAUCCAAUGAAAGCCAAGAAGGGAUGCUUGCAACUAUAUGUCCCACUUUUCACACCAUCCAAACAUUACCUGAACAGAUAACUACAUUUAUUUACAGUUUUAAUCUUUGUUCAUGUAUUUAUGUCGGCAGCAUUAUUUCAAAAACAGGGCAAGACAAACUAUUUGCUCACCAGUCAAUAGAGUCAGAGGGUUUUCUAAAGUUUUGAGCGACAACCUCACACUUUAACAACCAGGAAAACCUUGUUAAAGCUCCUCCAGUUCAAGAUGACUUUUGGUCGUUGUGGCUGACUAUCAUUACUUGUGAACCCAAAGCAUCCUGGUGGCAUUAUAGGACCGAUGUCACACCCAAAAUGCCAACCAAAACAAGCGUCACUUUAAGAGUGGGUCCAGUCCACAGCAGAACAGAUCCUUGGGUUGAUUUGUGGCACACUCAUCGCUCUGGAAAGUUCAUCCAAAGUCCAACACUUUCCAAUGUUUUUGUUAAUCUGCAUGCAACCAUAUCAUUCUCACAACACCGUCAUGUGAUUUGCUUUGACAUGAUACAAUGUCUCCACAAGCUGCGUUAUAGGAUCCCUCACUGUUGGGAAGUUGUUGUCCAUCAAGCUACAUGCCAUAGGUGCUAUUUUCAUAGUGAGUUUGGCUCCACCUGAGAGUGCAGGUCACUGAUAUCAAGAGUAAGAAAAACAAGUUUGUGCUCGUGAGUUGGUUGUACGAUCUCUUUAUCUUUAUAUGUAAAGAGAGCAGUUCUGUAAUUUUUUACAACAGCAUGCAUUUGCAAAAGAUGUUUCUCAGAACCUCAAGCGCACCAAGAAUUACUGUCCUGCCGGUGCAUCAUCCAGUGCAGAGAUAGAUUUUGUUCGGACUCCUGCAUUUGUUAUAAAAACCUGUUUUAUCUGGUUUAUUGUUUCACUUCGUCAGGAAGAAAGGCAGAGCUUUUAUCUUAACCAAACUGUCAACUCAAGCAAGAUAAAGCAGGUUAAAGGUAAAGGUACAGCGCCCCCUGCUAAACAGAAUUGCGCUCUUCCUGCCCGUGCAUGAGUUAACACGCAUGAAUACACACAAACAUGCACACACGCAGGUUUUCUGGUCAGUGUGGGUUUUGAAAGUCCUGUAGCCUGAGGGUCAGUGAUAAGACUGCACUGAUUCUUAUUGGCUGACAGAUUCACAGGCUCUCAUGACACAGAGAAGACAAGCAACAUGUGGCGCAUUUGUGUGUGUUUGUAAGUGUGUGUAUGUUUAUGGCGGGUUUAAAGUAUUAGGGGCAAAGCUGGAUGAGAUGUUUCUAUGACCUUUAAGGUGUUGGCCUGUUUCUUUGUGGGGGAUCAGUAUUUUUAGGCGUCCAUCUUGGAGAAAAACAGCGCAGUGGGAGAGCAGAGGCAGGUGAAACCGAGAUGUGUGCAUGUGUGCGGUUGUUUGUGUGUGCAGAGGAUGGCUCCAGUCCAACAUGGCCCCUGCCUUUGCUCCGCCCUGCCUCCUCUGUUCCUCACACAAACACACGUACAACAACUCUUGGUUAGUCAUUUACGCUUGGCCAGAUUUGGACCGGGGCCAUGCCUUCAGGCAGCUCCAGUCCCUUGAUUCCCAGCCUGGUCCCGCUGGCCCUCAAACCCAGCCCCAGCCUCCCUCUACUGGGAGGCAGGAGCAACGGCUCGGGCUAUUAUCUGCAGCUAAAUCACCAGAUUGCUAUCGCCUUUCGCAGCUUUUGUAUUUUUAUUACUAUAACUGAUGGAAUGUGGAAUUAGGUGGCAUACAUAUUUCACACACAAAUAGGCUCCAACCUUGUAGCAUCAAUGACUGGAUCUGUGUUUUGCUCUGAUGUAUUUUGCAUUUCUACAUGCUUUGAAUUCGAAGCUGCUCUUUUGCAUGCUUCCUAUCCAUAAUUCAUGUCAUCUGCAAUCUUAAAUAUGUAAUCUGCAGUGUAUUCUUUUGUGAUCUUUGGUGAAGCCCCUGUGCUAGAUUAAAAAACAUGAUCACACCUUUCUGUGAGGCCUCGCUUAAACAAAAAGCUUCUUCUUUAAAGGAAAAUAGUUGCUGCUGGAUGCAAGCAUGUGUGAAGAGGCCAUUUAUGAAGAGUCUCCUUGACAGUAGACAUGACAAGCGGGUAUUCUAGUCACGUUUCCCCCUCGCCUCCUGCAUGGCAUCCAUCCAUCAUCUCAUUGGUUGGCAUGCCUGGCUCCUGCCAUCAUCACCAUGGCAAUGUGAGUGUCCUCCUGGUAGCCAUCACCAUGGCAAUGGGAGUGUCCCCCAGCAACCAUCAGCAUGGGCCGAAUGUAAGCCUCUUAACCAGGAUCACCAUGGCAAUACGGGGCUGCCGAAACACAGAUCUGUGGUAUGUUGUCUGUGGGUAUGUGUGUGUGUGUGUGUGUGUGUGUGUGUGUGUGUGUGUGUGUGUGUGUGUGUGUGUGUGUGUGUGUGUGUGUCAGACAGAGAAAAAAAUGGGAUAUGAGUUGUAUCAUCCGGCGCUGAUGAUGGACUUUUUCGUCAUUGUCUUUCUCGAGUACAUCUUUUCACGUCUCACUGCUUUAGCGUGGUGGUUUGGUGCUGUGAUGUCGCCCCCUGUCCUAAAUAGGGGCCCUGCAGGAGGCUUAAAUAGCCCUGAUGGAGCCGCAGUCCAUCCCAUCCCGCUGCUGAAUACUCCGGGGCCCCCGAGGGAGUUUGCCGUCCCCGUCUGCUUGGGACAUCAUCUAGUGUCUGUGUCCUGACACACAAUAGUGAAAGCUGACAAAACCACAGGGGGCCGAAUUUAGGAGGAGCGAGAGACGCAUGCCACCGCUCUCGCAAGGACAUGGACGCAUGACACACACGGUGACACCCUUGUAAACAAACACUAGCACUCACAUGCACACAUAUUUUUACAGUGCAUGCACACUCAUGUGCAAAAUGUGCUGCUACAGUUCUGCAAAGACAUGCACCCAUGCACACACACACACUCACACAGAGUUAAUUGUGCAUAUUCAUGAGCAUACAUACAGGGUGUUCCGUUUCGCAAGGCUGACUUUUAUUGUUUCGCUGGUGUGUACAGUGUAUGUGUGUGUGUGCACUGACGCACAUGAGUGUGUUUAUAUAAGAGCAUUAGUGCAUGUGUGAAAGCAUGUGUGUGUGUGAGCCUCCCUGUGUGUGUGUGCAUUUAGCUAAAGAGCCUGGUGGGUAUGAAGAAGCAUAGCUUUAAGGUAUGAUAUGUUAAUAAAAUGUGUCAAGAUGUCUGGAACCCUUUCUCUCUUUAUAAACAAACUUACAGCCUGAGCGCUGCUAAUUAGCAAGCCCAUCUGUUCAGUUUAGCAAAGUUGUUGAGAUUUACCACGGAAACUGUAAAAAGACAAGCUCACUUCCACACGGCAGAUGACAAGUGUUAGAAAUCCCAAAUUCAAUUCCCCAGCCUGCCGUCUCUCGUUGAGACUCUUUUUCAAUUACAAUCUAUUAAUAUAUUUCUUUAUUGAUACAUCAGCAAAUAAAUUGAAAAGCCCUUGAUUUUUUUCCCUUUUUCUUAUGUUAAAGUGAGCACUCUCACACGCCAGCAGGACCGCAGUGUUCGCUGAGGCACAGCAUAUGAAGAUACAGGGUUACAUUCCCCAAACAGCAUCAUCCAAAGCUGUGGCAAUUUGCUGCGAGAACAUUAAUUGCUGUGGCUGGGGCCCAGGUUCUGCAUGCUAAGCACUCUCUGCAGCUACGUCUGUAAUGCGUGUGUAUGAGAGAGUUUGUAUUUGCGUUUUUCGCUUGCUUAUGUGUGUGUGUGUGUGUUUGUGCGUGUGUGCCAGUGUCGGGUAGAAGGGGGGUGCACAGGGGGUCCAUCUGCUCUCUUCUGCUCCUCUGCACUGAUAUAAGAUUACGUUAAUCUGGGUACUUGUCAGGACAGGUUAGUGAAAGCAGACGACUGGGUGGGACUCAUGCUAAACAGGUUGGCUGGAAAACGGCUGUUUUUGCCCGCAGACUCUGUGGUGUGGGCUCUGGCAUAGGGCGGUGGAUAGCGAGCAAACAGUUUCGUAACUGCAGUGGAUUUUUUAAGGCCCUACAGUUUGACCAUACGCUCUUGAAAAAAAGCCUGGGAAGCUCUUGGUUAUAAGGGGAAGUCAGUUUGUUGUUGAUGUACCCUUUAGGUCAUCAAAUCCUUCUUUUUUCUGGAAUAACACAAUUCUGCAAAGUCCUGUUUCUGUGAUCCACAUAAGAUAGGCAUGCAUCAGCUCUGUGUCAGCUAUGCUCACAACAGAAGCAUGAAAAUUACACUAUAGCUGUUUUUCUGGGACAGUUUUGAAAGAUUGUUCACAGCUUUUACUUUUAAGUUUUGUCUGUGUGAAAUAACUUACCUGCACAGCUCUUUUUUAGAGCCUAUAGUGAAUUUUUACAAGAAAAAAGUUGACAUUUGUCACAUUGAAGGCAGGUCAAUUAUGAAAUCCCAUCAAGUUAUGGGAAAAAUAUUCUUUUACAAUCUCCCUCUUCCUUUGCAUCCAUGCCUCUGCCCCUCUCACUGCUCUGCCAUAAUCUGUGAGUGAAAUACAUGACAGACCAAUCCCCGACAGCUGUUUAAUUCUGGAAAUCAAUCCCUGAUGAGAAAAAAAUACACAUGAAGCAGUCAUAAUUUAAGUACAAAAUAAACUGAUCAAAUAAAAUCAGGGGAAAGACAGGAUCAGGAUGUAAUUCGGUACAAUUUCUUUCUCAUCUCUUAGUCACUGCAGUUUUUUUUUUGGUCCAUCACUGCGCUUACAACCCUUACAGACGGAUGCCAAAAAAAGAUGAGUGGUACUUAUUGAUAAUUUUGACACCCUUUCCAAUUCGUUUAUGAUGGAAAUGCGAAUGAUUGUGCACAAAACCGUAUCGAACUGACAUGAACUACUUGGUGGCUUUACUUUUCUGUUUGCAUGUGUCAGUCUUGUGGAAGUCAAGCCCCAGUUUGUUUGUGUCCCUGUCCUCCCCCUGUGUCAUCUCUGUUGUGUUUGCCCCCCACUCCAUCCCCCAACCAUUUUUAUUCAAUUAAAUAGCCCUCCUAAAUCCCACCCUGCAUCCUGUGCGCUUCUGAUGUUGUUUUCUCUGUAAGCACUUUUAAGGCCGUAAUGAUUUUGUAAGUUGUUAUGCUAAUUAGCACGGCCUUCUCAGACUGGGUUGCAGGGAGAAGGAUGUAUUGCCCGUUUGCUCUAAGGGGAAGAAAAGACAGAGAAGUUAGAGUAAUUAAUCCCGUUAACCAAGGAUAAUUGGGCAAAAAAUAGCCCAGCCACUGGCACUGAGUGGGAGGAGUUGCAGUUAACCCUGUUUCCUGUGUUUUAUUUCAAACUUAAUGUUUCCUCUUGUUUAAACUUCCUCUCAGGAUUCCUGCUAAUCCUCCUGCUUACGCCCCAUUGGUGGACUGGAUCAACAUUGGGGGUCAUAGAGAGGAGGUGCCUGACUUCAAUCAAACACUGGUGAGUUUUUGUGCAAGCAGUCAGAGUGGAGUUUGGUAACAAAAAUGAACUUUUAAAACUAGUUUGGUCUGAAAAUGAAAUUAUCUCUACAAUCUCUACAAAAUCAAAUUUUAAUGAUUGAACCAAGUGAAAACAUCUUGUGAGACUUAAGUCACACUGAACAACAGGUCAAUAUAUACUGUAGACCGUACUUCAAUUUAUUAAAAGAUAAAAAGAAGUCUUGGUUUGCCCAUGAUGAUUAAAACUAUCUGUUUUUACUCAUUAAAUCAAACUGUUAAACUUUUUAGUAACUUAUUUUAAAAAAAUUGCAUACUAUAUCAACAGAUACUUUUGCUCACCACUCUCAAUUAAGUCAUUAUUUUUUGGCCUUAAAUGUCAUAAAAGUAGAUUUAUUUCUAGACUUCUGAUGUGAAGGAAACUCACUGAUAGCGAAAUAUUUUGACUUAAGAUCAGAUAAAUUUAAGUUUUUUUUGCAGUGUAAAUGUUUUUUUUUUUGGAAUGAAUCAUUAUUUAAGCAGGAAAUAUUGCCAAUGAGAUGUAAAAUGUCUUUUUAAAAGAGUCCUGGUCAAGAUAGCAACAUGAAAAAUGUCACACAUCGUGCAAGACAAACAACAAACACUAGACAACAACAUAACCAAACACAGUGAUUGAUAAAUUAUCACCUUUAAACAGAAACCAUGCACAUUCACUUCUCAGGUAAAUAAUAAAAACAUGAAAUCACACCAGUUUAUAUUAGAUAUGAUUAAACAUUACAAUAUAAAAAUCAUAAAUAUUAUUCCUGAUGGUCUUGUUUGCUUUGGGAUAUCAUGAAAUAAAAUCAAAUGUAUAAAAUUCAGUCUGUUUCGUAAAUGACAAAAAACUCCUUAUAGGAGCUUUAAUGUCAUUCUGUGUAUCUACGUACAUGUUCAGGCUUUCCUUAAACAACACAAGGUAUAUAUAAAAUGCUUCUAUUUUAUGACCUUACUGGCUGUAGUUAAGUUUUGUCUUUCACCUAACUGUUUUGCAUUAACAUGUUUUUACAGGGACAAACAUUUUCCCGUUUUUACAGUGGAAUUCCCAUGCACAGAGCCUUUUAUGAUCAGCUGCAACAACAGGCAGCGCUAACUCAUUCCAUACCCACAAUCCUCUCCCUCAGGAAAAACACUCAUCUGUUUUUGUCAGUACCAUGCCGGGACUGUAUCAGUCAUCCACUUUCAAGGAAUUUACAGGCUCAAGUAAGACCUCCUUGAAGAUGUAUUUGUGUUAGAGAAGAGGGACGAAAAAGAGAGAGAGCUUUUUCAGAACGGCUGGGCCAGUGUUUGAAAAGGCUGCCAUGAUAUUCAGAGAAGUGGGGAGAUAAGAAUCUAUAUUCAAACAUGACCUUUGAUGUGAUAUUUCUGUUUCCUUCUUGGGUCCAGAUCUCAUUUUGUUGCACAUGAUAAAGGAUUCAGUUCUUUUCAUACAAAAGCCUUUUCUUGUUUAUAUGAUUCCACUGAAAUUAGACCAUUUUUUCACUACUUCUUCACCAAAACAAGGACUGUUUUCUAUACACUUUUGGCAAGAAAGAUAAAAACAAAUUUAAAAAUUCAACAUUUCUGUGCUGCUGUUGCUAAUUGCUGUUUUGAUUGUUUUCAAGUUUAGUUAUUAGCCACAUUAGGUCAGAUUAAGGACAAGCAUGCCGAGACAAAGCCAGGUAAUUAAGAGAGGAUAUGGACGCUGGAGUCAGCCCCUGUCCAGCUACACUUGACUUCAUUAAUACGGCUAGCUUAAAUCAACCGUCACAAUGCUAGCAGGAAGGCUGUGUUUUUCUCAAUGUGAACUUGUAGUCCUGCCUCCCAGCCUUCACAAUAGGCUGUUUAGCAUCCACAGUAUGGCUAUUGUCACUGUCAGCCCAUAGGAUGGGAGGCAAGGGCAUGGCAGAGGGGAGAAGUUAGGGGUGAGCCCAUGACAUACCCUCUCGCAAGCAAAGGCUCUCAUUAAUUACACCCUAAAGAUAAUUAUUUUCUUGAUUUGUUUGCUCUCUCUCUCUGACCACAUUUCCCAUUGUGCUGCCUGUAAUUCUCUCUGCUCUUGUUUACUUUAUUUAUCUAUUUUUGUGUUUACCCCCCUCCCUUCCUGCUCACACCAUAUGGUUGCAGAUCAAAUAAUGUCAAACAUUUUGCCCUUGCAAGUUUUUGCAAUUUGCAGUUUCCAAAUGUGAGACCUGUUGAAAGCAGGAGUGAUAAUGGGCACGCUCUACCCCCCGUCGCUUUUGUCCCACCAUAUCUCCCUUCAAUUAAUGCUACAGCGGGAGUUUCAUGUAAUAACACUUGCACUUCUGAGCUGUCCACAUGAGAGCGAGAGAAGAGAGGGAGACAGGAGAACAGAGGAGGGAACACGGGGGAGGAGGAGGAGGAAGAAGUUGGAAAGAAGAGGGAGAAAAAGAAGAGAGGAGAGAGAAACAAUUAAAAACAUGGCUGGGAUGCCAUGACGGGCCUGUGUUGUGUGGCCAUGUGAAUGUUGCAUGACAGCUAAAUGGGGCAAAGAGUGGGACGAUGUGAUUGGCGGUUAAGAGAGCGCAUGCUAAGCUUGUCCAUCAUUGUUGCUCAGCGCAAUCAAACUGGUGCCAGCAGGAUGGAGGAUGCGUUGACAGCUGUAAUUACCCAUCGCCAUGGUGAUCACUUUUGGCCCGCCGUGGAUGGCCGGUGGAGGCCCCUCCUCCAGGCAGCCUUUAAUCAGAUUGGGCUGUCAGUUGUCAGGUAGACACGGGAGGGCUGGACACUACUGUCUUGGGUCCAUAAGUGUUUUUAAUUAGGUGUUUUCAUACAAAGAGAAGACUCUCCAAAUCAUGAAAGAUACAUACAAACACCCCACCAGUUAUUGGAGUGCAGGGUCCACCAAGAUGCCUUUGUGUGACUGCAGAAGAGGAGCGUAGGUGGACUGCGUGUUUUUGUAUGUGUUCAUUUAUAGGACUUAUUAUUACAGCUCACAGGAUGUCUCUUUGUGGUUAUCUAUAGCAUCUCAUUGUCUCUCCAUAUCAUAGCAAACAUAAUCAUUGUCUCAAUGCGCCUCUGUUUGCUUGUACUUUAGAUUGAUCUAUUUAAUUUUGUAGUUGAAGUUAUACGUACCCAAAUUCCAGGUCUUUGACAAAGCCCACACUGUGAUCUAAAUCACUAUAGAGCUUAAUCCAAACGUGUUUUCCUCUUUAGUACAUACUUUUAAGGCUGCUAAAACCCAAACCCACAAAGUCUUUUUGUAGUGUCAUUUGGGUUUGAAAGACAUUACUGUGAAGAUCUCAAAGUAGAAUUAAAGAACAAAAUAGGGCUGUCAAAAUAUCAACAUUUUGCCUCAUAAUUAUGGUGGCAAAAAUGUAUCACAACAAGGAUAUUAUCACCAUAAUUAUGGAAAAGUUGGCUUAAAAACAACACUGUAAGUAAAAGGCAAGAAAAGGGUGGAGCAACAGGAUAAACAUGUGUAUAUAUAUAUAUAUAUAUAUAUAUAUAUAGGAACAUAUAUGUAAAAAGUCUGUUACACUUACAAAUAAACACGGAUAAUUCAUAUGCCACCAUCCAUUUCUAAUUUAUGAUUCAGCCACAUCAUUGGUGGUGUCAUUUCAUCUUCUUUACAGUAGACAUUGCCUUUUUUGGCAUGCUUUUAUUUUGUUGUUUUUUCCUCUACAUUUUAAAACAAUGUUUUUGGUUUCAACUGUAAGCCUCUUCCUGUGAGCUAUGGAGCCGCAUGAAAACAGAAUAAUGGUCCUGAAGUGGAGACACAAUAUCAAUAUUCAAUAAAUUGAUAAAGACAGUUACUGUAAAUACCCAUAUAUGGCUUUCCUUUCAAGCUGGGUUUAUUUGGAAAAUGUUAUGAAAUUCGAAACAUUAGUCCCAGUAAAUAAUCUCAGACCAUAAACAGCAUUACAUUUAUAUUACCCAUUGAGUGUGUUUAGAGCUCAACAAAGGCAUUUGCUAUCAUGGAAAUGUUGACUCAUCCUAACGUUUGGUCAGCCAAUGAGCAGACAAAAAGGUGGAGUUAAGGGAGACUUCAAAUAUGGCCGCUCCACAUUAGAGGUUACUGCUAAAAGACCAAAUGGUAACGUAUAACUAGCAGCCAAUGUUGAAUGUCAACCAUGGUUACAUUUUUUUCAGCUACAAGAACUCAGUGAAGCCCAUCAAGUAACACUUUUCGUAACCAGAUUGAUGUUGGCAAAGCGAAAGUUGCCAUGAGCAAAGCCAGGUAGAUGCCAAUAAAGCCCUCGCUGGUUUUGCCCAUGCAGUCCGAACAAAAUGGUGAAAAACUUGAAAAGAGUUUAUUUUUUCUGAUCUGGAUGUUUCAAUAAGAUCAGUCUUCAUGCUAAAUGAAAAUCUGAACUUUGCAUUCAAACUAUUUACACCAAAUCUCUGGAUAACCUACUUAAAGUUUAUUCAACAUAUGACUCCACAUCAUGUCAAAUCAUUUUAAAUCCCCGAACAGACCUUUGCAAAACUCAAGAAGUGACCAAAAAAGUAUGAGUUCCCCCCUUUAAGUCCAGGAAAGGGUCAAUAGUUUUUCGUGCUUUCAUACAGUAAGACUUUACAUGACUCACCAACUGUCCCUUAAUGUGACGCUCUGAUAGCAGCCCAUAAUGGUGCAGAGCUGGAGGUAACUGAAAGUGCCAGGUACAGCCUGAUAAUGUCAGUGUGAUAAUUAGUGCAGAGAGGCUUAAACCAGCGGCCCACAGGGAGACAGCCCCCGGUGCGGAGAGAUGGCACGCAGCUGGAUCAGAGUUAAUUAACUAAUUGAAUAUCAUUUUGCCAGUUAGCUGGAAAUUAGCUGGGUAUUAAAACAUGGACAAACACGGCACUAAAUGGACAUUAUAAAAUGAAUAUGAAAGAACGCCUUUUCCUUGCAAACGCUAAUGGUCUGAUGAUGAGGGCUGAUUUUCAUUCCAUUAGGCAUAAUGAGCACUUUUCAUUACUUGAUGCUCAUUUUUCAUCAUUUUUCUAUGUUCUCAUAAGAAUUUAUGUGAACUAUCAGGUAUUUUUGAUUCUUCACGUCCUCACAGGUCAAUGCCAAGUUGUGUGAAUGUGUAAGUAUGUGUGUGUACUGUGAAAGUAUGACUUUUAAUAAGUCCCACAUGAGAUAGUAUGAGACUCUCGCUGUGAGGGAGGAAUAUGGCUUAAGACGUUACAAAAAUAUCUCUCUAAAGGAGGUCAAGCUCAUCCUGGGUGACACUGAAAACUGGAUUAAGUCGCACUGAUUUCCAGAGUGUUUAUCUCAAAUUGGACAUUUUGUUCCACAUGCAUAACCCUCAUUUCAGUCUUUCUUUUUUUCAUUUUUUAUUAUGUAAUGCAGCUUUAAAUGGCUGUUAACCAUGUUUUUACAAAGGCUAUUGUUUUUAGACAUAGUUUGGGCUGGCUCUAAACUGAAUAAACUCAUGCAAGUCAAGACGUUAAAUUUGAUGGUUAAGUUUUAUAGUAUUAUAUGUGAUAACAUAAAGCUGAUGGGUCAUUAAAUUUACAGCCAUGAAAAAUUGUGGUGCAAUUAGACUCAGGGGAAGUCCCCUUACUGAGGCUGUGCUCGUGCCCCUGCAAAAUCAUGAGCUCCAUGAGAACUUUGACAUAGUUUACUCCAUGAAUGCUGAAGAAAUAAGAUGUCAUACUUAAUCUAUUUCACUCCUAAAACAAACUCUCUCAAUCAGGUCAACAUGAUUGUCCAUAUACGACAGGUUUGAUGAGAAAUGCUAAUGGACCAAAGACUUUGUGUUUGGUUCAUUUUCUCAAUUGAGGGGUGUUAAUUGUAUUUUUCAUUAUUUAUUUAUUUUUUCAAGAGGACAGUAAAGUGGAUGAUAUAAGAUAGAGAAAAGAGAGUAGAAAAUGUCCUGAAAAUAACGGCAAAUGGCAGGAAUCAAGGACGCGGGACUCUGUGCAUGGGGCGAACUAUUUAACCAACACCUAUCUGUAGUACCUUUUAAAUCUCUCUAAAAUACCAUUGCGAGUGCUGGAGCUUACUAUCUGUAGUUUUUUUUUAAAUAGAAGUUCUGAUGGGGAGUCAUUGAGAUGUUUACAUGUAUUGAAAUGAUCAGUUAUGUCCAAAAUUAGCAACUACUGUUUAGUAUAGAAAGUUUUUAUGUCAGGUAUUGAUUUGCAAAGGUAUUGAACUAUUGUAGGUAAAAGUCUUUUAGAUAUUAUUUUAGGAAGCUGCUACAUGUAAUGGGGAUCUGAUCAUGAAUUGCUGUCCCUUUGUUGAACAACACUGGAUCUUAAUGAUAGCAGAAAUUAAAUCACAGCCUUUUAGUCAUCAACCCAUCUAGUCCUUAUAAUCUAGCUCUCUCUUAUAACUAUCAGCAUCUGUAUGUAGGCAUUUGGAACAAUCAAUAAAUAAUUAAAAUAAAUAAAUCAAAAAAUGUACCAUGAGAGUAUAAAUCCAAUUGAAGUGAAUAAAUGGUACAUGUUUUUGAGGCCAUCUUAGUUCCAGUAGUGUGCAGAGAACAACUACCCCCUCACUGUACUGUAUAUUGAAGGAGAACAAUGCUAUGCACUGUAUAUCACAGCAGAUUGAGUCAUCUUAAUAUGGGGAUCAGCAUGAGGCAUCAGGAACCGCAGGAGGAAGCCACUCACUAUUACAUCCCCGGUUGUUGUGCCGCUGCCACCCCAGUUGCUCUCCACGCAGUAAUAAACAAAUAAAGUGGGAGAAAUUAAUCCCUCUGGAGCCAUUGUGGGCAUUUCACGUCACCCGCCACCGUGCUCCCCAGCUGCUUCUGUGUGCUUGUGGUGGUGUGUCUCUCUCUGUGUGUGCGAGUGUGUGUGAGUGUGUAUGUAAAUUUAGUGGUGUGUGGCCUGUGUGUGAUGUGCACGGCCCAUACUGAGAAGGGAAAAAAGGGUGAGUGUAAAAAUACACUGACAUUACCAGUAAUGAUGAAAUUAAGUAAAAAAAUAAGUCCAAGUAAGACAGAGGAUACGGUUUACUCUGAAGAUACUUUAAACCUAAAAAAAAAACGAAGAGAGAUAUAGAAAAAAUUAUAAUUAAAUCUUAACAAACUUCUUUUAAAUUAUUUUUAAAGCACUUAGUAGAAAUGGCUGCAAGGAAAGGAGAUGACUGUCCAAUCAUUUUUCACAAAGCUCAACAAGACAAUUCAAAUGAGCUACAUUAGUGAUAAGAACAGACAUACACUUCAUAUUUCUUUUCAUCUUUUUUUAUAUUUUGCUCCACAGAUUUAAAAGUAAAAUCUUUGGAUCGAUUUCAGAGAGAAUUGUGUCAUGUGACCAACAAGGCUUUUUUUGCCGUUUGUGUUUAACCUCACAAAACUUCAACAAGACAACAUAGACAUGUGAUUUAAGUCCUGAAACCUCUGAGGAUAAGAACAGCGAUGUUCUUUCUCUUCCUAUUCAUCCUUUUUUUUUCCCAAUUUGCCAAAUAAAAUCUUCAAUUUAAUUUCAGGAACAGAGAGUUGUAUGUACAGCGCAUGCUUGUAUAAUUCAGGUACCCUCUCACAUCAGAUGAAAAGCAUGUAACCACAGGAAACUUCGAUAAUGUGCAAUAUUUGACUUGAGAUUUUGAAGGAUAAGCUCUAUUUUCACCUGUGUUUAGAGCCACACUAGUAGAUCCAGUCUUUUAAAAAGGAUAAUUGAUUACUGUUCAAUUAUAAGUAACUUUAACAAAAUAUGAUGGGAUAAAAGGAGCUUUACGCUUUAUUUUUAAGCACCUUUUUCAUUUUUUGUAGCGUCUAUUUCCUAAUAAAUUCUUCAGGUUAAUUUCAGAAAUAGUGUGAGGUUUUAACCUGUCUUACACUGUGACAUCUAUUAGUCUGAACACACAACAUGUUUGCCACCACAGACAUGUUUGUCUCAUAAUUUUCUCCCAGUGUGAUGGACUGUCUGACAACCAGCCCAUGUCUGUCAUUAACUCCUGUUCCCCUGCAUUGAUUAAACUAUAACUCUGUUGUUGAAAUCUAUGUCUAGCAUGAACAACCGCGUGCCCAUGCUUCCCUUUCAGUCAAUCACUCAGUCAUAAAAUUUGAUUUCAUAAACUAAUCACAGAACAUAAAUUCAUCUCAGCCUCUCAAUGAGCUAAACUGGCUGAAAAGGAAAAUGACUUCAUACGGCGAAGUGUUUCUGCUUUCGUUCAUCGCCACAGAGAAAUUCUUCCUCCUCAGAUCUUAACACACCCACACACAAUAGGCAUUUAGUAUGUGUGUGGGUCAGCACAACAAAGGGGCUUAUGGCUUGUUGUUUCCUAAUUAAGAAUGUAAAAAGGGGAUUAGGCUUCAAACGGCAGCGUUUUUGUCGUUUCCUUCACUCGCCCAGCAGUCGAGGUACGGGUUAGUUCUAAUGUCGCCCAUUAUCGCUCUCUUGUGUUAUUUUCCUGACCACAGUCCUUCCUGUCCUCCUCACUGUCUUCAUCUCUUUCUCUUACAUCCCCCUGUUUUUCACCCCCUCCUCCUCCUUCUUUCCCUGGUGGCCAAAGUAGCACAAAACGUACCGCUGGAACCCCCCCCACGUCCACCCAAACCCCCUCUUUCUGUUUCUCUGAAAUAAGCAGUAUUCUCUGGCCCUGUUUGAUCCUUUGACUAUGCAGGGGCUUCAUGUCUGGCCAGUGUUUUUGGAUCAGCAGGUAGUCGCAGGCAAGCUGUUAAAGGGGUCAUCAUUCUUCUCUCUCUCUCUGCUCCUCACACACAGAUGGGGACCUGCUGAACUCUGCCAAAGGUCAGCGCUAAAUUACAUAUUUUAUGAAUUCUUCUUUAGUUCAAGCUUUUGUUAAAGAGGAUGCAGAAUAGUGCAACGCCAGAAAGAGGACGAUUAUCUGACAAUUUCAACUUUAUUUAGAAAUUUGAGAGACGUUUCUGUAAAUUUCCUCCCCCUUUCUCCUAUUUCACGCCUUUAAGAAUUGAUUUAUCUUAUUAUUAUUUUACUUUGUUGCACUUAGCCUUUCCUUUAUCCAACGCGGGUUAAAAGGGACGUCUGUGAUGUGUGAUGUUCAGAGGGAGACAUUUUGGCUCACAUCCAGCUUAUUGUAUGCCAGUCUGGGCCGUGCUGCCAUAGUGUUACAGCAGCCAGAUGACAACCGCCGGCACGCCAUUUAAGACCUCAGAAAACAACAUCUCUAAAGCAUGUCAGAUGCAUUAGGGAUGGAAAUAAGCAUUUUCGCUGCUUUUACCUUUGUUGUAAAAGAGUGCUUGAUUCUGUGCAUGAAUGGAAAUGAAAAUUUCUCCCAUUUUUUUUUUUAAUAGCUGCUGCACGCGCACCGAACUUGAGCGAGGUAGAGAUAAUAGUGGAUGUAGUUGGAUAAUUCCAUGUUGCCAUCAGAUGCAGCAUCUGCCAUCAGGUGUCUUCUCAACAGGGAUCCCGAAUGGCGCUAGAGACUCAAGUAUAUCUGCUUUCACACUGCUGAACAUGACAUUUGAACGUGCGUGUGAGAGAAAAAAGAGAAACCUCCGUGCGUGCGCACACAAACACACUCUCAGACUUCACAGAGGCUGUGUGAGAGCCAGAAUGCAGAAAGCCUGAGGGCUGUUGUGUCUCUGAUGUUUGUAUUGUUUACUCUGUUGUCCCAGUGCAUGUAGGAGAUUGUUGCGCACUUAGGCCUCAGUCCAGCCUUGUAUUAUUUACUCUGACUGGCGUGGACAGCAGGUUACUGUCCAGGAGAGCUGAAAGGCCGAGCAAACAGAGCGAUGAAUAAAAGAGGCAAAGAUCGAAGGAGACAGAAAGACAUCAUUGACUAUACCUUUGCCCCCUUAUAUUUGCUCACAUACUGCUCCUUCUUCUUCUUUCUUAGUUUGUCUUUGAUCCCUUCUCCUCAAACCUCUGCCCCCAUGGGUCACCAGCUGUCAGACAGCCAGAGGAGGGUGCCGCCUCUCUUCUUAUCCUCCCUUCUCUCACUUUUUUUUUUCUGCCGAUUGGGAUACGUUUGCACCCAGGGAAUCAUUUGGGAACCCCAGGUAAGUGAACCGAAGCCACACAGAUGUUAAUCUCCUCUUGGCCCCCCUCAGACAUGCACCGCACUCCUCCUCCACCUCCUUCUAGGUCGCUUCCUUCUUUUUUUCUUGCCCCUCUUGCCCUAAGUCUCUGAAAUCUCAUUGAAGAAAGCAAACAGAGUUGAAGUCUCUUGAUUGAGUUUCUUUUUUAAUAGGGAAGGGGAGAAAACGGGUGGCAGAUAGGGCAGUGGGAUGUGUCUCGCGGCUGGGUGUAAGGGCCUCACUUUGGGCACGCAGGCAGGUGAGCUGCUCCUCACCUCACCCUGCUCCUCCUCCUCUUCAAACAAUCCGGUUAUCUGUGUCUAUUACAGAAGGGCGGCUGACGGUCGGGAUAAAUCCUCCCUCUUCCAGACGUGUUCUGGGGCCCUAUCAGCUGGGGACAGGACCUUGA